Molecule: messenger RNA, 4147 nt
Organism: Aedes aegypti (yellow fever mosquito)
Lineage: Eukaryota; Metazoa; Arthropoda; Insecta; Diptera; Culicidae
Exons: 4
Coding region: 35-2233 (732 amino acids)
Biological process (GO): negative regulation of transcription by RNA polymerase II
Cellular component (GO): nucleus
Molecular function (GO): transcription corepressor activity; protein binding
Source: RefSeq, a predicted model, not a curated record
UCCAAGGAAGAGCAAGAGGAAGAGAAGAAAAUUGAUGGCAACAAGAAGUUCACAUCGAUCAUCGAAAUGCUACAUGAGCGCAUUUUGCGUCACGCCAAACAGGCUAAGGCAAAAAAGUCCAAGAACAAAGAUGACAAGGAAGCGCAAAAGCCGAAGCCAGAGUUGGAACUGUUGCCAACGCCCGGUGCCGAGAGUGAGGCUCUGUUCAAUCGAAAGAAGAAGUCGCUUUUUUGAAACGGGAAUUUUCAAAUCACGAACCCGCACCGGGCAGAAGGUGAUGCAAAGCAAGGAAAUCAUCCGGGAGGUUUUCGGAGGCGAUGACGAAAGACCUCAAUCGGCACCGCCUUUGGCAUGUGUGCAAGAGCUGAAGAACGUCACGUACGAUGAAAUGUACAAUGAAAUGUUGACCAAGACUCGCACUGUGGCCGAGGAAAUGUUUCGCGCUCAAAAGAAAGCCGAAGAAGAGCGAGCGGUAGCAUCAGGAUCCGGCCAGUCAGCGAACAAGGUGAAAAUUGAAGACCUGGAUGAUGAGACCCAGGACAGUAUGGUGCUGAAAGAUUCCGAACGGGUAACCGAGGAAAAUGAUACGCCUUCGGUGGUCUCCGAGCGGGACCUUGCAACUCCGGUGUCGUUCAAAGGGAAGAAGAAGACCCACAAAAGCCGUCGCAAGGGGAGUUCUGGCUUCGACUACAUUCGGAAAAAGAAGAAACCUGUGGUGAAUAAUGGCGAGAACAGCACCCCGGUGGCGCCCAAGAAGAAGGUGGUGUCGGUUUUUGAGAACCUUGAAACGAAAGAUGAGUCGCACAUCAGCAAGGAGAUACGCAGUUGGGUGCUGAACAAGGGAGUCGGAGAGAGUGUCAUGCACAGAGCUGCAAGGCUCGGUUAUACGGAUGUGAUAGUAUACUGCUUGGAACGCCUGGAGAUGGAUCCGGACACCAAGGAUAACGCGGGAUACACUCCAUUACAUGAAGCGUGUGCCAAAGGACAUCUGGAUAUCUGCAAUUACUUGUUGCAGUACGGUGCAAGUCAUUCGGAACCCGCACCUUCCGGCAUGCGACCCCUGCAUGAAGCCGUAGAGAAUUCCUUCAUCGAAGUUGUUCGUCUGCUGCUGGCGUUCGGUGCCGAUCCGAUGCUUGCCACCUACGCCGGACAAACUCCGAUUCAGCUCGCGGAAAACAACGAGAUGGAGUUAUUUCUGAAGAACCAUUUGUACGACAUUCAAAGCACUAGCCCGAACAAGACCGGUUGGAAGCUGGAUGGACCGUGGAAGACUCAUGAUCCAGAGGAAAAUGGAUGCGACAUCUUGGCUGACAUUCCAGGCUUUUUUGGAGAUGACAAUUUCCUCAACACAUCCAGCGUUACCGAGCGAUCUGCGCUGAGCAGCUCUACGAACUCCACUGACACCCUAGACAGCAGACAAUCCUCAUUAAACCUUCCGCCACCACCACCACUAGCUCCACCAGCACUUCCACCGCCUCAAAUACCGCAACCGAUCCCGAAAAAGUGCGACUCAAACUCCAACAUCAUGAACUUCGAGGUCAAGAUGGAGUACAAGGACUGCGCAGUGGUGUUGAACGACAUCCACGAUCAGGCCGAGCCGAAACGAAACGGGAACAACAACAAUAACGAUCCACCAACCACGUACGUCAACGGGCAGCUUCGACCGGUGGAGGUCAAGGCCGAACCGUCCGAAGAGGUCGUCCCCAAUGGCGGAGAUCGGCUGUUCUCGAUGGACAGUGACCCCGAGAACGAUGACGAUGAGGACGACGACGGUGAGUUUGUGUUCGAGUACGAAGAAGCUGACCGACCGCUGCCGCCGUUGUAUCUGCUCAGGGAUGAAGCCGCCGGAGACAAGUGGGUGCUGAUGACGGAUUUGUGCAACUUUUUGAAGCUCAAGUCGAAAGAAGCCGUCAUGCGACAGAUCUGCUCCAACUCAUCGCCUGUCAACUCCAUCAACCAGACAACCGGACCCAACUCCAUCGGACCGGUUGCCAAUGUCACAACUGCCAACACCGCCGCAACACCCAACGGAACGACCAACACCGGCAGCACCGCCAACCGGGAACUGAUUCGGGAGCUGAAACUCGAAGACUUCCUGUCGCGGGCCAGCUGCCUCCAGUUGCUUUACGCCGGCGAAAAGCUCAACAUCAACUCCAACAAGGUUGUACUGGUCAAGUACAACGAGAACGUCCGCAAUCUGCUUCAGGUGCAAACGCUGGUGACCAAAAUCUAGAGGGAAUAAUUGACUGAACGAAGAAGCUGGACGAGGGACAGAGAACCGUAACGUAACAAACGAACAAGAGAAUAUGCCUUAAAUACGUAGAAGGGGGAUUGGGAAGGAGUUAGGAUGAAGGGAACCGAACGUGAUGAUAACGAGAUAGAGAAUCUGGAAACCAGAAGACUUGAAUUGCAAACAAACAGAAAAAGCAGAAAACGGAACAAAUCUUGCUCAGGUUACGAUGGGAAUUGUAGAAGAAGAAAUUACAGUGUUCUCUGCGCUUUUGAUUUGCCUACUGUUUUGUACGAACACAUCAUUUUGAUUCAGAAACACGCAGUUCUGCCGUACAUUGGUUGGGCCUAAUUUUGGGUCAGAGGAACCCAUAUUGGAGACUGAGUAGAAGUAACAGACACACAUACACACAAACAUUGCAACUAAACCAAGAAACAAUAGAAGACUCACCGAACUGAACUGAACGCCGGAACUCGCGCAAACGCAAAACCGUGCCUUCCGUACCGUGGCAACGGCAACACUUUUUUUUUUCGACAGCUUUGAUCAAUCGGUGUUGCCAAGGGCAAACGCGAGCAGAACAUCACACUCACACCAAACGUACUUUCUAAUCGUCCGUUUGUGUAGUUGUUUAACUAGCAUUUUUGAAUGAUUUUUUCUCUGCUCCAACUUGAGAUUCUUAAUGAGAAAUUUCGACGACGAUCAGCGCAGAAGAAUAGUGGUUUAUCACUUUCCGUUUGUUUAGUUUUGAUGAAAAUUUUAGUUAGACAAAAUCAGUUUCCAUUAACGUUUAAGUGUUAGUUAUGAGGAUUGCACGUACGUCAACAACUGUUUUCGUUUCCUUCUUGUUUAGUGUGAUUAUCGCUUUGCAGCAAAAUAUUUAUUUUUAGUUCAAAUUUGUUUGUUUUAAGCUAAUUAUGGGUAACUUAAUUUUUAAUACUAGUUAGUAUUAUUGUAGCAGCAGUGUGUACAUUUUGUGUAUUUUAUGUUUGAAUGUUAUGUAGAUAAAUCACUUGCACUUCAAUUGCGUUUUUAUUAUCAAAUCACAACUUAUUUAACUGAGCGCAACUGAAGUGAAACUGAGGAAAUCGAAACUUCCGAAUCAUUGGACGGCAAUCCAAUCGUAACAGCGUAACUAUGAACUAUAUUAAAAGUCUAUGUAUUUGUGCACUAAGUGCAGACCUCCAAGCGAGAACUAAUUCUACACAUACUCUGAUUGUUGUCAGUUUUACAAGAGUUCGUUUGGACAUCCGUGCAGCCAACUGUAUGUAGAAUGAAAUUCACUAGAUAAGACGAUUAGUUGUAUAAACUGUUGUUUACCAUCGGUUGCAAAUCAAAAGUUUCGAAACGAAUAAUUGUAGGAUGGAUGAUGGUUUCAUUGAAGGAAGCAAGAAACAUCAACUCAGAUCAGGUAGAUGUUACAAAAUGGUGAAUAUAAAAGAGGUGACGGAUAGAUAAGUAGGAAAGUAACCGACAGAAAGUGACACGUACCGGAAUGUUUUGUGCAAUCGGCUUUAACUCAAAUUUAAUUAGUUAUAUUUUUUAUCUCUAAACUUAGACCAACUGCAUACAUACAAGUUUUGAUUGACACUUUGUCGGAUAAUUAGUUUGGUAAAUUAGUCAAACAAACCCCCAUUUGUCGAUAUAUGAAAGCGAAGUAAAACAUGGUUUAGCAAGCACUACUUGCCUGUACAUUCUGUGUAGAUGGUUUAUGAGAGCUGAGUUAGAAACAAAAUACACGAAAUACAAGAAAAUGUGAUUUUCGCUUAAUAUACAACACUUUAUUGAUCAAAGGCAUACAUGAAUAAUAUUUGAUGACUAACGUGAGAAAAAAAACUGACGGUGGAAGGAGAGAAAAUAGAGAAAAGUAUAUUAUUAUGUAGAGUAGAAUAAAAACUCAACAUUGAAUGAUGAAAAUUA